AGUGGAGCUGUUGUGCAUUUUAAAAUUAUAAAUAAUUAGAUUCCUUUUUUUUAUUUAUAGAUACAUUUUGUAGACAAUAUCCUAAUACUUAUUAGUUAAAAAUGUCUGACGACGAGGUUAUACGCUUUGAAAUUACUGACUAUGAUUUAGAUAACGAAUUUAAUCCUAAUAGAAACCGAAAAGCUAAAAAAGAACAUCAGAUAUAUGGUAUAUGGGCAAAAGACAGUGAUGAAGAAGAUAAUGAAGAUAACAUUAGGCAGAAGAGUCGUAAGCCAAAAGACUUCUCUGCUCCUAUUGGCUUUGUAGCAGGAGGUGUGCAACAGGCGGGCAAGAAAAAGGAAGAGAAAAAAAAAGAAUUAUUAGAAAAGUCAGAAGCAUCUACAUCACGGCCCAAGUUUGCAGAUAGCUCAGAUGAGGAUGAACCAGCAAAUCCAGAUGAAAGGGAAACUGCAGGAAUCCGUCGUGCAGGGCAAGGUUUAAGGGGAGUCAACCUCGGAGGCAGUGUUGGAGCAUGGGAAAAACAUACCAAAGGGAUUGGUGCAAAGCUUUUGUUACAGAUGGGAUACCAACCUGGAAGAGGUUUGGGUAAAGAUCUACAGGGUAUAUCAGCACCUGUAGAGGCUACUGUUAGAAAAGGAAGAGGAGCAAUCGGGGCUUAUGGACCUGAGAAAGCAGCUCAAAAAGCGAAAAAAGAUGAGGAGCGUCGUCAGAAAGAGAAAGAUAAAGAGGAAGAAGGCAGCAAGGAGAAGACAUGUAACUGGAAAAAGUCUCACAAGGGUCGCUACUUCUACAGGGACGCGGCAGAUGUCAUACAGGAGGGUAAACCGACCAUGCAUACUAUUAGCAGCGACGAGCUGGCCCGCGUGCCGGUCAUCGACCUGACGGGUCGCGAGCGCAAGGUGCUGAGCGGCUACCACGCGCUGCGCGCCGCCGCGCCGCGCUACGAGCACGAGCCGCGCCGCCUGUGCACGCGCUUCCGGGCGCCCGAGCUGGCGCACAACCUGCAGCUCGCGGUGGACUGCUGCGAGCAGGACAUCAUCCGCAACGCGCGCGAGCUGCAGCGGGCCGACGACGAGAUCGUGGCGCUGGGCCGCGACCUGGACGGCGCCGACGCCGAGCUGCGCCGGGAGGACGACGUCAUCGACAGGGUGCAGGCCAUCCUCGCGCGCGUGCGGCGCCUCAACGAGCCCGACGCCUCGCUGGAGACCGCCCACGACGUGCUCUCGGACUUGAAGAGGACGUUCCCGCUCGAGUACGACAUGUUCGGUCUCGGGACCAUCGGCGGCAACAUCGUCAGCCCGCUGUUCAGCGCGAUGAUGGCCAAGUGGGACCCGCUUCAGAACCCCGCCGAGCCCGUGCCCACCUUCCUGAGGUGGCGGCCGCUGCUCACCGACGAGGCCUACAACACGCUGCUGUGGCAGCACCUCGUGCCGCACAUCGCCACCGCCGCAGAGUCGUGGGAGCCGCGCUCGCCGGCGCCCAUGGUGGCGGCGCUGGAGGCGUGGCGCGAGGCGUGCCCGGCGUGGGUGCUGCGCGCGUGCGCGGCGCGGCACGUGGCGCCGCGGCUGCUGGACGCCGUGCGCGCGUGGGACCCCACCCGCGACACGCUGCCCGUGCACCGCUGGGUGCUGCCGUGGCACGCGCUGGCGGGCGAGGCGCUGGCGGCGGCCGUGUACCCGCUGAUCCGCUCGCGGCUGUCGGCGGCGCUGGCGGCGUGGCACCCGGCCGACGCGUCGGCGCGCCCGCUGCUGGCGGCGUGGCGGGAGGCGUGGGGGCCGGCGCUCGUGCCGCUGCUGCACCACCACGUGCUGCCCAAGCUGGAGCACUGCCUGCGCGCCGCGCCCGUCGAGCUCGUCGGACGCGAGAACGCGGCGUGGCUGUGGUGCGUGCCGUGGCUGGAGCUGCUGGGCGCGGCGGCGCUGGGCUCGCUGGCGGCGCGCGCGCUGCUGCCGCGCUGGCUGGGCGCGCUGGCCGCGUGGCUCAACUCGGCGCCGCCGCACGCCACCGUGCUCGCCUCGUACUCCGCCUUCCGCAAAAUGUUUCCAGAAGAGGUUCUGAAAGAGCCUGUGGUACGUGACGCAUUCAGGAAAGCAUUGGAUAUGAUGAACCGAAGCACUGACAUCGAGUCCAUGGAACCACCCCCACCGCCUCGAUUCACACCUUCAGACUCGAAGGAUACCUCCAAAAUGGACAUAUUGGCGUCAGUGGCACAGCAGAAGAGCUUCUCCGAACUUCUAGAAUCUAGAUGUAUAGAAAAGGGGAUAACAUUCGUCCCCAUCGCAGGGAAAUUAAGGGAGGGGCGGCCCCUGUAUAAGAUCGGGAAGUUACAAUGUUAUGUUAUACGCAAUGUGAUAAUGUAUUCCAAUGAUGGGGGCAGGACGUUCGCUCCCAUAGGCUUGGACAGGCUGCUGAGUUUAGUAGAAGAUUGAAUUAAAUAAAUAUAUUAAGACAUA
Molecule: messenger RNA, 2453 nt
Organism: Nymphalis io (European peacock)
Lineage: Eukaryota; Metazoa; Arthropoda; Insecta; Lepidoptera; Nymphalidae
Gene: sip1
Product: septin-interacting protein 1
Exons: 10
Coding region: 102-2429 (775 amino acids)
Biological process (GO): spliceosomal complex disassembly
Cellular component (GO): U2-type post-mRNA release spliceosomal complex
Molecular function (GO): nucleic acid binding
Source: RefSeq, a predicted model, not a curated record